Batrachochytrium dendrobatidis JAM81 is the source of this 2385-nucleotide messenger RNA. RefSeq lists its product as uncharacterized. The record is from RefSeq and is a predicted model, not a curated record. Gene Ontology annotation, molecular function: structural constituent of nuclear pore. The coding region runs from base 1 to 2385 and encodes 794 amino acids. Gene Ontology annotation, biological process: mRNA export from nucleus; protein import into nucleus; post-transcriptional tethering of RNA polymerase II gene DNA at nuclear periphery. Lineage: Eukaryota; Fungi; Chytridiomycota; Chytridiomycetes; Rhizophydiales. The transcript has 20 exons. Gene Ontology annotation, cellular component: nuclear pore; nuclear pore outer ring.
AUGAUGUCUGCAAAAACUCGUAGAACAAAACUGCUGGAAUUGGACCACUAUGAACCAGAGUCAAUUAUUGUUGAUGCUACAGGGGAAUUGCAAGCUAUCGAUGCCGCCAAUGAAGAAUUUGCACAGCUGCUCAUUGAUUCGGAUAGAGAGAAUGUGCUACAGCCUGACGGACUUGUAAACCAGUAUGAAAAAUACUGUCGAAAACGAGCUCAAGAGGAUCUGGAUAAUUUUAGGGAAGAUUUGGCUGUUGAUUGGAAGCAAGAAGCAGAUACAUGGGCACUUGUCUGCGCACUUUUAAGUGAUCGCUAUGGCGUGGAUGACGACUUGGAUGACAAUGGAGACCCAGUUCAGCAAGUACCGCCAAGUGUGUUUUGUAGUGAUUUUGGUCACUCGUAUGAAGUAUCUAAAGCAGUCCGUGAGCAUAUUAUUGUCAAGCAGUGGUUGGAAAGCAUUGCACCAGAGUUUCAGCCCGUUGAAGUUAGAAAGGGAUAUUAUCCACAUACCAGCAUGCAAAUUCGUGGCCAACAGCGAUUGCAGGGUGUGCCUAAUCAAUGGAAUAACGACAAUGCCCAGAUUGUAAGCGAACUUGAUCCAGAUGCACCUAGUCGCCAACACCGUCGUAUUGCUCCAGAAGAUCAGAGUUAUGAAACAGAGCUGUUACGGACUAUUUACGAAUACUUGCGUCGUGGACGACUUGCUGAUGCAUUCCAUCUUUGUCGAGCAUGCGACCAAUCUUGGCGAAUUGCCAGUAUGGGAGGUGGUGCAUUUCGUGAUGACCCAUUUGUUGAUGGGGUCAAGGACACAGAUGUGGGAGUAUUCGAAGGAAACGAAAAUCGCGUAUUAUGGAAAGCUAUAUGCUAUCAGAUCGCAUUGGAUGACAAUACACAGUUAUAUGAGCGUGCCAUCUAUGCUGUUUUGGCGGGUGACAUUAAAAAUGCUUUGCCUGCUUGUCACACUUGGGAGGACCAUAUUUGGGUGCGAUACCACGCAAUGAUUGAAUCACUGACCAGCAAGUCUUUGAGUGACAUUCCCACUCCAUUUUUAACAAAUCAGGAACUUUGCUUACCACUGCCACAUAUUAGUGUCGAACCACAUAUAAUUUUCACCGAGCUGUCUAAAAGUGAAAAUGCUCGCAUUAGCCAAGAAGCAGCUGAGCCUUUUCAUAUUAUCCAGGCCCAUUUGAUUCUUGACUCUCUGGAUAUGCUUUUUGCAAGUUUGCAUGUUCAGCUUGUUGAGAUGGAGCGUGAUACCAACACACCAUCCAUUUUUGGACUAUCAAGCGUGUUGCGAUUUACCGCACAUUUGAUUCUUUUGCUUCGUGGAAUGGGUAUUUCAGGAUACGCUGAAAAUUCCGAGCAUGUCGACUUUUUAUUGAGUAGAUAUAUUCAUAUGCUGCACGUUGCAGGCAAGGGUGAUUUAAUUGCCAUGUAUGUUGCGUACUUGCCUAGCGAGAUGCAAGUGGACUGCUAUUCCUCCUUUUUACAAGAUGUGGACGACGAUCUUCAGAUUCGAUGUGCUCUUGUGACUGCUGGAAUCGAUUGCAUGCUAGAUAUGCCACGAAUAUGUCGAAUGACAGUUGAAAAAAUAUUCCGACGAUCUAGUGUGAUGGACAAAUUAGAACGCGAAGUGCCAUUGGUGACUCUGUGUGGUACUGCAGAUACUGUGCCUGAAUCUGACCUGCUGUUGAUUCGUGCUCUCGAGUGGCUUGAUAUGGAUGAUAUGCAACUCGAGGACCGACUUGAUCAUGCAAAUUUGUUGGCAAGGCACUUUUUAAUUCAGGGACAUGUGCAAUCGGUAUACCGCUUGGUGCAAGAUAUCGGACUGCCGAUUGAAAACUUUCGUGUGCUGAUGGCCAAGAAUGCCAAGCUAUUUAAAUUGGGUACCGAAUGGCUGCAGAACCAAUCUUUGGUAGAAUGUCUUUCAAAUCAAGCAAAAUGGUCUUUUUUAUUUUUCCAGCAAAAGCCGCAAGUCAAAGACGAUAAGCCUACUCACAAGACUUUAGAGUGGCAAGGAAAAGUAAAGAGUCUCACUACAGAUACGGUCAAGAAAAUGCGAGUGUUGCUGGAAAAUUUUUCAGCACCAGACUAUUUGGACGAGUUUGACAGUGUAGCAAGCCAACGUACCUUGGAGAUGGAAAUCAUCAAGGGGAUUUAUGUACCGGAAUUGGUGAUGUGGAUGCAUCAGAUUUUAAUCCAAACGCAUCGAAUCAUACCAGGAAAUCUUGAACAGAGUCUUGAAUUGGCGAACCUAGUUGCUGGGCUCGAUCAUGAUGGACUGUAUGAACAGUUUAAGCGAUCGAAUAAACUUGGAUUGUUUAUGCGUGCGAUGCGUGAAUCUGCCCUGUUGCUGUUGUCUCAAAACAAGCAAGAGCUAUUUUCCCAAUAA